Molecule: messenger RNA, 4418 nt
Organism: Stegodyphus dumicola
Lineage: Eukaryota; Metazoa; Arthropoda; Arachnida; Araneae; Eresidae
Gene: Polr2B
Product: RNA polymerase II subunit RpII140
Biological process (GO): DNA-templated transcription
Molecular function (GO): DNA binding; DNA-directed RNA polymerase activity; ribonucleoside binding
Source: RefSeq, a predicted model, not a curated record
UGCUUAGAACAUUCUUCUCGUCCUACUAGCACUUUGUGGGUUAAUAUGUUAGCUAGAGGUGGUCAGGGUGUCAGGAAAAGUGCCAUUGGGCAACGAAUAAUAGCGAUUUUACCAUACAUUAAACAAGAAAUUCCUAUUAUGAUUGUAUUUCGGGCAUUGGGUUUUGUUGCCGAUAGAGAUAUUUUGGAACAUAUAAUAUAUGACUUUGAAGAUCAGGAAAUGAUGGAAAUGGUAAAGCCGUCAUUAGAUGAAGCUUUUGUCAUUCAGGAACAAAAUGUUGCUUUGAACUUUAUUGGGUCACGUGGAGCCAGACCCGGAGUUACAAAAGAAAAGCGUAUCAAAUAUGCUAGAGAAAUUUUGCAGAAAGAAAUGUUGCCUCAUGUUGGCGUUAGUGACUUCUGUGAAACCAAAAAAGCAUACUACUUAGGGUAUAUGGUUCAUCGUCUCCUCUUAGCUGCACUUGGUAGAAGAGAAUUAGAUGACAGGGAUCAUUAUGGGAAUAAACGUCUGGACUUAGCUGGCCCUCUUCUUGCUUUUCUGUUCCGCGGUCUCUUUCGCACUCUAACUAAAGAAGUUAGGCUUUAUGCUCAGAAAUUUAUUGACCGUGGGAAGGAUUUCAAUUUGGAGUUGGCAAUAAAGACCAGAAUAAUAACUGAUGGCCUAAGAUAUUCUCUUGCUACAGGUAAUUGGGGAGAUCAAAAGAAGGCCCAUCAAGCCAGAGCUGGUGUGUCUCAGGUAUUGAAUAGAUUAACAUUUGCUUCAACUUUGUCCCAUUUGAGACGUGUAAAUUCUCCAAUUGGAAGAGAUGGUAAAUUAGCAAAGCCUCGCCAGUUGCACAAUACCUUGUGGGGUAUGAUAUGUCCAGCAGAAACACCAGAAGGCCAUGCUGUAGGACUCGUAAAAAAUCUUGCUUUAAUGGCAUACAUCUCGGUAGGCUCACAGCCAUCUCCUAUUUUAGAGUUUUUGGAAGAAUGGAGUAUGGAAAAUCUUGAGGAGAUUGCUCCAUCUGCAAUUGCCGAAGCGACUAAGAUAUUUGUGAAUGGUUGUUGGGUUGGUAUUCACCGAGAUCCAGAUCAAUUAAUGAACACUCUGCGGAAGCUUCGCAGACAGAUGGAUAUCAUAGUAUCUGAGGUCUCGAUGGUAAGAGACAUUCGUGAUCGUGAAAUACGAAUUUAUACUGAUGCUGGUAGAAUUUGCAGACCUUUGUUAAUAGUUGAAAAUCAAAAACUCUUGUUAAAGAAGAGACAUGUUGAUCGACUUAAGGAAAGAGAAUAUAACAAUUAUAGUUGGCAAGAUCUUGUUGCCAAUGGUGUUGUUGAAUACAUUGACACUUUAGAAGAAGAGACAGUGAUGCUUGCAAUGACGCCUGACGAUCUUCAGGAAGACAAGGGCCAAGCAUAUUGUUCCACAUAUACUCAUUGUGAAAUCCAUCCAUCCAUGAUGCUGGGUGUUUGUGCCUCCAUUAUUCCUUUCCCUGAUCAUAACCAGUCUCCUCGUAACACUUAUCAGUCUGCUAUGGGUAAGCAAGCUAUGGGUGUGUAUAUAACAAACUUUCAUGUUCGAAUGGAUACAUUGGCCCAUGUGUUAUACUACCCUCAGAAGCCUUUGGUCACUACAAGGUCAAUGGAGUAUCUGCGUUUCCGAGAAUUACCUGCUGGAAUUAAUUCUAUUGUUGCAAUUUUGUCAUAUACUGGAUAUAAUCAAGAAGACUCUAUAAUUUUAAAUGCAUCUGCAAUUGAUAGAGGAUUUUUUAGAUCUGUAUUCUAUCGAGCUUAUAAAGAUGCAGAGCAAAAGCAAAUUGGUGAUCAGGAGGAGCAAUUUGAAAAACCUACUAGAGAAACUUGCCAAGGUAUGCGAAAUGCUAUUUAUGAUAAAUUGGAUGAUGAUGGAAUUAUUGCACCUGGUACCAGAGUUUCAGGAGAAGAUGUAAUAAUUGGUAAAACAAUUACUCUGCCAGAAAAUGAUGAUGAGCUUGAAGGUACCACAAGACGUUUUACUAAACGAGAUGCUAGUACUUUUCUGAGAAACAGUGAAACUGGAAUAGUUGAUCAAGUUAUGCUAACUCUGAAUUCUGAUGGCUACAAAUUUUGCAAAAUUCGUGUGCGUUCUGUACGUAUUCCUCAGAUUGGAGACAAAUUUGCCUCAAGACAUGGGCAAAAAGGCACAUGUGGUAUAACAUAUCGACAAGAGGAUAUGCCUUUUACUGCUGAAGGUCUGACACCUGAUAUAAUUAUAAAUCCUCAUGCUAUUCCUUCUCGUAUGACUAUUGGCCAUUUAAUUGAAUGUCUUCAAGGGAAAGUUUCAGCUAACAAAGGCGAAAUAGGUGAUGCUACACCUUUCAAUGACACAGUAAAUGUGCAAAAAAUAUCAAAUCUUCAAGAAUAUGGCUAUCAUCUAAGAGGAAAUGAGGUCAUGUACAAUGGACAUACUGGAAGAAAAAUCAAUGCGCAAAUUUUCUUGGGACCUACUUAUUAUCAAAGAUUAAAACACAUGGUAGAUGAUAAAAUACAUUCAAGAGCAAGAGGUCCUGUUCAGAUAUUAGUACGACAGCCUAUGGAAGGAAGAGCCAGGGAUGGAGGAUUACGAUUCGGUGAAAUGGAACGAGAUUGUCAGAUUGCCCAUGGAGCUGCUCAGUUCCUUCGGGAACGUCUGUUUGAAGUUUCUGAUCCAUAUAGAGUUCAUGUUUGCAACCUUUGUGGCCUCUUUGCUAUUGCUAAUCUAAAAAACAAUACAUUUGAAUGCAGAGGAUGCAGGAAUAAAACACAGAUCUCUCAAAUUACAAUCCCCUAUGCUUGCAAGCUGCUUUUCCAAGAAUUAAUGUCAAUGUCAAUUGCUCCACGAAUGAUGGUGACUUGAUUGCUAAACUUGAACUUCAAAGUUCAUUUUAAUAUUUUUUUUAAAGUUAUAUCCUUAUUAAAUCACACACACACAUAUAUAUAUAAACUUAAAUAUAGAACUGAUUGUCAUUUUAUUUACUACAAUUUGUGCUGUAUUGUUUGAAAAAUAUUGAUAUUGAAAAAUUUGAGCAGUUAUUUUAUAUCUGUUUCCUUGUUAUAAACUUUCAUUCCAGAUUAGUAUUACUGUAAUAAAGGAGUUACAAACUUAAAAAAUGUUUGCUGCCAAAAUAAAUGAAAUAUAAUUUACGUACGCAGUUUACUUCUGAGAUUUGAUAUUAUUUUGAUGCAAUGAAAUUGACAUGUGAGGAUAAAAAUAAUAUGAACGAUGAACUUUGAAUAGUUUUAAAUUAUGACAAUUAUCUAUAUUUUUCAAGCUAUACAUCUGAGAUGCUUAAAUGUAAAACACAGAAAUGUAGUUUUUUCUUAUUCAUAAAGUGAAUAUUUACAUAAUUUGUAUUUUUAUUAUUUCAUAUGAGAAGAAAUGUAUAUUGCUUAUAUCUGAAAUUAGAAUAAAUCUCCAAAAUGAUAAAAUUCUUAUAUCUUGAAAUGCAGUUUUUUUUUGGUAAUUUUUUCUGUUGGAUAAAUAUUGUAUUAUCUCAAAUAAUAGUUAUUGAUGAUCAGUCUAAUAAAUCACUCUUUAUUUAUUGUUCGAAACAUGGAAAAUAUUUCACACAUUUAACUGCUUGAUUAAUACCUUGGUUGUGUGUGCUUGUUGAAUCCUAGUAAGUUAAUGUCUUCCCUGUUUCCAAAGAUGUAACCUCCCCCCCCUCCCAACAAAAACAGACAAUGUUGAUAUUAAGCUGAAUAAAGAAUUACCAGAAAAUCAAAAAACUGAUUACCUUAUUCUUCUCAUAUGCUUUGAAUGUUGUAACUUCAAAGUGUUUAAAAUAUAUAUAUAUAUAUAUUGCAUAUCUGCAAAAGCCUGCAUAGAUAUAAUUACUUGACUGUUUUAAAAGAUUUCUUAUUUUAAUGGUAAAAAAUAUUCAAACAAGUUAAUAUGUUUUAAUUUCCAUUCAUAAUUAAUGUAAUUGUUGUAUAUAAAGCAUUUUAGCAACUAAUUAAAACUACAGUGUGAUUAUAAGGAUGAAUGUACAGGUUAUUGUUAAACAUUCACACUUUUUUCAUUAGAAAUAGCUUUGUAUUUGUCAAUGAUUUAAUAUUCAUAAUUUAUUUUGAUCACAGUUUUGAUUUUCUAUAGAAAAUGGCUAUAUAAGAAAAUGUUAUAUGGCCAAAUUAUUUCAGGCAUCUUUGUAAGUUUUAUUUUCAAUAUGUUAAUGUCUCUAACUUAUUGUUUCAAAAAUCAUGAUUAUUUAUGCCAAUAGUGCACAUUUAAUUUUUUAUUAAAGUUUUUUUGGUUAUAAGUUUUAAUCUUCUUAAAAAAACUUUAGAUCAUAAUGUGUGGAAAAACAGGAAUGUGCAUGAUUUUAAGAAAAAUUAAUAGCUUCAAGAUAUUUGGAACGUUUCACCUUGCCAGAACCCUCUUGAAUCACAGGAGUGAAAAUAAAAUAAUUUUUUAUAUAA